Messenger RNA from Enterobius vermicularis (human pinworm), 798 nucleotides. The record is from the annotation of a GenBank genome assembly. Lineage: Eukaryota; Metazoa; Nematoda; Chromadorea; Rhabditida; Oxyuridae.
UUGGCUUUAUGCCAAAAACAUAUACUUUAUGAAAAACAACCAUUUCCUGACAACUAUGCUGGUGGCGCCGAAUUCCUGAAAGAGUUGAAGACAAAUAUGGCUGUUGUUAAAUAUACUUGGCUAGAAGCUGCAUGCGGAGCCAGUCGAGUGAUUCUACAUGAGAAUGCUAUUGUUGCUUAUAUGGUAACUUUUGAAAAUCUGAUGGAUUUACCGUCCAACUCAUGUUACGCUCUGCUUGCUGUGUUCUCUGUUGUAGCAGUCCUUCUUUAUGUUAUUCAUAUACUUAUUAGCGGAUUCGCGAUUUCGAGAAUCUGCGAUCAUUUUUAUAGUCUUAUAACUUUGCUACUUUUUGGCUAUGCACUUACGCCCGUCAUCAGCACCCUCACUACAACUAUUAGCACAGAUACAAUUUAUGCAAUGUCUAUAUCCCUUUUCAUGUUCAGCUUUAUUUUUCACGAUUAUGGUUUGGAUGCCGCAAUAGUUUCAGAAGCCUUUUCUGUAAACCUCUCCCUUGCCGCUUCAGUAUGUUUAGUUUCCCGUAUCGAGUCAUGCGAAAUAGCAUUUUGUUUACUAGCCUUUUCAAUGGCACUUUUCUCCUACUGGCCAAAACUGCGUAAUCGACUUUGCCAACGCUAUGAUUUGGUAUCUUUGCUUAUGGUUUCAAUGAUUUUCCCAGUAACUCUGUUUUACCUCUACAGAACAUCUCCACCGCUAUCUGCUGUCCAUUUAUUCCUGAACUUUUUUAUCGUACUUGUUGCUCCAUGGAUACUGGUAAAAAUGCAACCGUUGAAAAGGUAA